Molecule: messenger RNA, 166 nt
Organism: Perkinsus marinus ATCC 50983
Lineage: Eukaryota; Perkinsozoa; Perkinsida; Perkinsidae
Product: group ii pyridoxal-5-phosphate decarboxylase, putative
Exons: 2
Biological process (GO): carboxylic acid metabolic process
Cellular component (GO): cytoplasm
Molecular function (GO): pyridoxal phosphate binding; carboxy-lyase activity
Source: RefSeq, a predicted model, not a curated record
AUCACAGUCGAGCAUACCAGCGCUGUGCAUCGCCUCAUUCGGUACAGAACUCACUGGAGUAGUUGACAAUAUUAAAGCUAUCGGCCAGAUAUGCCACCGAGAAGGCAUGUGGUUUCACGUCGAUGCUUCCUAUGGUGGAGGAGCUCUACUGAUUGACGGCAAUGAA